Astyanax mexicanus (Mexican tetra) is the source of this 636-nucleotide messenger RNA. Its product is annotated as parvalbumin, thymic-like. The coding region runs from base 86 to 418 and encodes 110 amino acids. Gene Ontology annotation, molecular function: calcium ion binding. Gene Ontology annotation, cellular component: nucleus; cytoplasm. Lineage: Eukaryota; Metazoa; Chordata; Actinopteri; Characiformes; Acestrorhamphidae. The record is from RefSeq and is a predicted model, not a curated record. The transcript has 4 exons.
AAAGCAACGGUUCUGUGUCAAAUUUGUCCUUUUGCCAUUGCAGAGGAUUCACAGAGCUUCAGCAAUUCUCCAGGCUUUACUAAGGAUGGCAAUUACAGACUUCCUUGCUGCCUCUGAUAUUCUGUCUGCCAUCAAUGCUUGCAAAGCUAAAGAUUCCUUUAGUCCAAAGACAUUUUUUGCAACUGUGGGUUUAUCCAAGAGGUCGCCACCAGAAAUAGAGAAGGUUUUUAAAAUACUGGACCAAGACAAGAGUGGUUUCAUUGAGCAUGAUGAGCUGCAAUUGUUCCUGCAGAACUUCUCAAAGGGGGCACGAGCCCUUACAGCCGCAGAGACGAAGGCAUUCCUUGUGGCUGGGGACAUGGAUGGGGAUGGAAAAAUUGGCUGGGAAGAAUUCUCUGCACUCGUCAAUGCUUCCUGAGGCCAGAGCUAACAAACAACACUGAAGGGGGAAAAAGCUGCUUAAUGUUAUGAAUUACUGACUAUGUAUUACUAUGAACUCAAGACAAAUCUUACAUACUCUUUAAGAUCCAUAAAUGUUGAAAUGAUCAACAAAUGAGGCCAAAUAUGUUGUACCAUUGUGUGUUAAAUGAUCCCACUGUUUCUUCCACUUGUUUAAACAAUAAAUAAAGUUAAUUC